CUCGUUGGCCGCCAUUUUCUUUUUCUGAAAAAGACGUGUGUGUGUCUCGGGAAGCGACAUUCGUAAACAAAAACGCUACGCGACACAAAAAACGGCCCUUGCUCGCGGAGCGUCGCCGAAGUGCUAUUCCUCUCGUGGUGCCCACCGUGGACCCGUGAGCGCCGACGAUGAGUGAUGUGGACAUCGGCAAACUCAAGGUGGUCGAACUGAAGGCAGAGCUCCAAGCGCGAGGCCUAGAUACAAAGGGCAACAAAGCGGUGCUCGUUAAACGUCUGCAGGAUGCCAUCGAUUCGAGCGAGUCCGGAGGGAACGCUGGACCAGGUGCUACCAUAACAAGCACUGACGAAGGGGACGAGUCGCAGAGUUCGGCCACCAACCAGGGUGGCAGUGGUGACGACGGGUGCAAUCAAGACGACGACUCGUCCAAGCAGGAGGAGGAAGUGAAAGAGGAAGAGCAGCUGGAGGAAGAGGAAGACGGCGCCCCAGCCAUGGAGGAGGAAGGGGACACAGCACCAGUCCAGGUGAAACAGGAGCCUGUCGACACGGAUGCUGCCGCGGCCGACGCCGCCUCUGUGCAAGUGAAUGGCGAGCAACAAGUCAAGGAGGAGCUGGGUGGAGGCGAUGCCAGCAGGGAUAACGCCGUCCAGCAAGGCAAACGAAAGAGGUCGCCCAGCCCACAGAGGAAUAGGGCAAGGUCUCCACAAGUGAAAGUUGAGGAAUUUCCGGAGGACACCUUCGACCUGACAUUGGUCACGCUCGAUACGUACAACUCUGACUUGAACCUGAGCAUAGACAAGAGCCGGUACGAGGCGGAGUCCCUGAGUCAGCAUGGCUUCGGCCUCAUGUGGGCCGGGGCAAGGGCCAGCUACGGUGUCAACAAGGGCAAGAUCUGCUUCGAGACAAAGAUCACAAAGUACCUGGAUGUCUCGCAUUUGCCCUCGGACGAGCCCACGCCGAAUGUCGCUCGAGUCGGCUUCUCCGUCGAAGACGCAUCUAUGCAGCUGGGUGAGGAACCACUGUCGUACGGCUACGGCGGUACAGGCAAAAUCUCAGUGGACUGCAAGUUCAAGGACUAUGGGGAACCCUUUGCGGAAGGGGACGUCAUUCUGGCCAUGGCAGAUAUGGACAGCGACCCCGUGCUGUUGUCGUUUGCCAAGAACGGCCGGCACCUCGGCACCGCCUUUGAGGUCUCCAAGGAGACGCUCAAGGGCCGAGCGCUGUUCCCCCACGUCCUGGCCAAGAACUGUGCCUUUCAGUGCAACUUUGGGCAGCUGGCGGAGCCCUGGUUCAAGCCACCCGACACUAGCUACACAUUCAUUGGCUGUGUACCGCUGGAUGAAAGGAUACGUGGAACAGUUGGACCACAGAAGAAGUCUGAGUGCGAGAUGAUCAUGAUGUGUGGCUUGCCUGGCUGCGGCAAGACGACGUGGGCCAAUGAGUACACGGGCAAGUUUCCCGAGCGCAAGUACAACAUCCUCGGCACCAACAACAUCAUUGACAAGAUGAAGGUGAUGGGCCUGCCGCGAAAACGCAACUACUCCGGCCGCUGGGACGUCCUCAUAGACAAGUCCACCAAGUGUCUCAACAAGUUGCUCGAGAUGGCCUCCAAGACGCCACGCAACUACAUCCUCGACCAGACCAAUGUGUACCCGACAGCACAGCGGCGCAAAAUGCGCCCCUUCGAGGGCUUCAAGCGUCGGGCCGUAGUGAUAGUGCCCACAGAUGAAGAGUUCCUCAGGCGGUGUCAAAAGCGAGAAAAGGAGGAAGGGAAGGACGUGCCGGACAUUGCCGUCCUUGAGAUGAAAGCAAACUUCGUGAUGCCCGAGCAAGGGAGCCUGUUUGACGAGGUGAUCUUCACGGAGCUGCCACGCGAGGAGGCCGAGCCCCUCGUGAAGAAGUACAACGAAGAAGGCCGGGCGGCAUGCGGACCCCCGCAGCAGCGCUUCCGGCAAGGCGGCUUCGACAACAACCACCGUGGUGGUGGCUAUGGCGGCGGCGGUGACCGUGGCGACCGUGGAGGUUUUAGGCCUGGCUUCCGUGGUGGGUUUGACCGACGGAGACCGUUCCAACGAGGAGGACCGCCUGGCGGUCCUGGCUUCCGUGGAGGACCACCACCACCUGGUAGGGGCUAUGGUGCACCACCGGGAGGACCCCCGCCGUAUCGUGGUGGGGGAGGGUUCCGAGGGGGAGGCGGUUACCGGGGCGGGCCCCCAGGAGGACCGCCGGGCCCUCCCAUGGGCAGCCGUGGCGGCCCGCCGCCGCCACCCCCAGGGCCCUCAAUGCGCGGGGGAGGAGACAUGAGGAGGGGUGGUCCACCACCCCCGAGGGGGGGAGGAGGAGGAGGAUGGGGCGGGCCCCCAGCACCUCGAGGCUACGGAGGCGGCAGGGGCGGACCGCCAAUCCCCCACGUACCACCACAAGGCCACAUGCCACCCCAGCAGCAGUCCUACGGCGGCUAUGGCGGCGGUUACAACCAGCAGUACCCAUCGUACGGCCAGCAAGGCUACGGGCAGCCGCCGCCUCCGCAGCCCCAGCCCCAGCCGCAGCCGCACUACGGCCAGCAGGCGCCCCCACCCGCCGGGGCCUACGGGCAGCCGGCCGCCCCACCGGCUGCGGCGGCGUACGGACAAGCUGCGCCGGCGCCCCAGCAGCAGCCGGCUGCGGCCUACGGCCAGGCCACCCCGCAGCAGUACCAGCAGUACCAGCAGCAGUGGAAUCAGUACUACCAAAACCAGCAGCAGCAGCAGCAGCAGCAACAGCAGUGGAACCAGUACUACCAGCAGCAGCAGACGUACGCGGCUGGUGGUGGCUACGCGCCCAUGCAGCAGAUUCCGCCCGCACGAAAGUAGACACGCACCGACUCAUGGCUACCUCCCCUGGCUACUCCCCCCCCUUCAACCCCUCUCACGUGCGCUUCCAUGGAAGAUGGACACCUCUCCUCCCCUUUCAGCCCCCUUUCUCAACCACGUGACACUUUUCGGGGCGAGAGGUGAGGUGUGGAGCGGCCACUGCCACCGGUCUCGGGGGAGAUGAGUGUAGCGAGGGUUCUAGUGGUGCAGCAAGUCUGGGCACUGAAAGGGGGGGAGAAACACCAUGCCGGUCAUGUUUUUGCUGCUGUAGCGUGGAUCUCGGGGCUGCUACAUUGCUGGUGGCUCUGGUUCCACCAUAUCUGUUUCAUUCGUUGACACUGUUCAUCAUGGACUGUGGUGAGAAAAAGACAAGCGGCGGCUCUGUGGAGGAUGGGGCCAGGUGUUUUCAUUUGUGCAUUGGAAAUCUGGCAUUCAUCCUUUUGUUUUCUUGGUUUUCGUGUUUUUGCUGGGUCUGAUCAAAGGCGUGACGCUAAUGGCUCUCUUGUUGUUUGCUGAAGCCUGCAGCUCCGCUGCGGUUACGAGCGCAGUGCUUGUUGUGUGGGGCAGGUUUUUCUGUUGUGGCCAGUGCGACGGUUGGGGAGGGGGACUAACUUGUGGAAAGGCUCCAGGGGAGACUCCUGACGGGUGCAAGUCGUUUCGAAGCCCAGGCUUCUUUUCUGAGUGGUCACUCAAGACCCAAGCAUGCUAGGCGCAUCUGCAAUAAGUGGGUGUCCCCUCUUAGCUGGUUGUGUGGACUUGGAAAUUGAGUUGUUGCUUAGUUGGGGACGUGUAAAAAAAAAAAAAAAAAAAGGGUCAUUUUCCAUUGUUCACCUCGCAAACAAAUUUUAAACCCAUUUUUUUGUUUUCACAUCUGACAGGACAAAGGUAAUGUUCACAUUUGGGUACAUCACAAAUGCCCUUGCCCUUUGGAGUGUCGCCCGCUUUUUAUUGGGUGGUAGUAAUCGUGUUCAAAGGAAUUGACCUACAUGCUGUAAUCUCGGAUGGUGGCCAUAAAGUAAGCAACGAUUGGCAUGCUCAAAGGAGUUGCAGCAUUUUUGCCUACAUUUCUUAGAAUUUGUUAUUGACUAGUUGACCGAUUGGGAGCUUCUUUUGCUGCCAUAUUUUCUUUUAUUGUGAACUUUUCAUUGUGCAUGUUUUCAUUCUAGGACAUUAUACAUUUCCCCCUCCCUGUAUGUUGAGAGCUAUGUACUUGUCGUUUUCUGCAACACAUCCCAAGGAUGCCAUUCUUGUAUUUCCUUAUUUUUCACUCAUCGUCUGCAUCUUGGCCACCAAUCCUGGCACCCCCAUCUGCUAUGACGUGCGCUUCAUCGAACAGAAUCAUGGGUCGGUAAUGUUAAGUGCAAAAUUGGCUUUGGUAGUUGAAUCUGUGGGGCGGUUCUAAGCUACGAUUGGCUCACUUGUGACCAACCCUUUUACUAAUCGCUUGUUCUGACAAGCUGUCGGUCAUUUUCUUGUUUAGUCAUUGACUAUCCCAUUAAAGUUAUCAAAAACUUCUCGCUGGAAGCUGUCCAACCUGCCCGGCAGGUUGGGCAGGUAGUGGGGGGAGGGAGGAGGUUGGCAGGGGAGGGGCAUUUGGGGCGGCUGCCACGACGGUGUAUUAACUUGUACAUUCUAAAGAACUUGACUAUAUCUCGAGCAGUUUGAUCAUGCCUCACACCCCUAUUUGUACAUCAACAUCUCUAAAUAAAAGAGUGUAAUAAAAGGAUGCAUUUCGGUACAAA
Dermacentor andersoni is the source of this 4591-nucleotide messenger RNA. RefSeq names its product heterogeneous nuclear ribonucleoprotein U-like protein 1. Gene Ontology annotation, molecular function: RNA binding; protein binding. Gene Ontology annotation, cellular component: nucleus. The record is from RefSeq and is a predicted model, not a curated record. NCBI's taxonomy places the organism in Eukaryota, Metazoa, Arthropoda, Arachnida, Ixodida, Ixodidae. Gene Ontology annotation, biological process: alternative mRNA splicing, via spliceosome.